AUGGCGCGCAAGUACAAGAACCCCAUGACCAACCCGCUGCACUAUGCGACGCCGCAGCUCCUCACUGGUGCGCCGGCGACGUACACCACGGCUCAGCGAAAGCUACUCGGAUACGACUAUGUCAUUGUCGGCGGCGGCUGCGCUGGCUGCGUGCUCGCCUCCAAACUGUCCGAGGACGCGGACGUGACGGUGCUGCUCCUGGAGGCGGGCGGCCCGCACACGGGGAUCCUCGAGUCGCGCGUGCCGCUGCUCUUCUCCAAGCUCUUCCACGGCGAGCACGACUGGGACUACAGCACGGUGGAGCAGCCGGGCCUCGCGUACCGGCGCAUGUUCUGGCCGCGCGGCAAGGUGCUCGGGGGCUCGACGUCGAUCAACGCCAUGAUGUACCACCACGGCUCCAAGUCCGACUACGACGAGUGGGCCGGCGCGCUCGGCUGCGCGGGCUGGUCCUACGCCGACCUCGCGCCGUACCUGCGGCGCAUGGAGAACUUCACCGCCAACCCGGCGCGGCCCGCCAUCGACCUCCAGCACCGCGGCACCGGCGGCGAGUGGCAGACGGGCUACUCGACGCUGUCGCCCAUGGUCGAGCGCGGCUUCCUGCCGGCGUGCGCCGAGGUGGGCAUCCCCGCCAACCCGGACAUCAACACCGAGGCCGGCACGCUCGGCGUCACGCGCUUCCAGACCUUCAUCGACAGCAAGGGCGAGCGCUCGUCCAUGGCCACGGCGUUUCUGACGCCCGAGGUGCUGCGCCGCCCGAACCUGUACGUCGCCUGCCACGCGCACGUCACGCGCGUGCUGUACGACCGCCUCGACAGCGACAAGGAGCCCGCGGCCAUUGGCGUCGAGCUCAUGACCAAGCGCGGCGGCGAGCGGUACGAGGUGCACGCCCGCCGCGAGGUCAUCCUGUCGGGCGGCGCCGUCAACACCCCGCAGACGCUGCUGCUGAGCGGCAUCGGGCCCGCCGCGGAGCUGGGCAGGCUCGGCAUCUCCGUCGUCAAGGACAAUGCCGCCGUCGGCCGCAACAUGAAGGACCACCUGUGCCCGACGGGCGUGGUGCUCAAGAGCAAGACGGCGCACACGUACGACUACCUCAACGACAACAUCAAGGCCAUCCCCGCGCUGCUGCGCUGGCUCGUCACCGGCGGCGGCCCGCUGUCGAGCAACGUCGGCGAGGCCGCCGCCUUUAUCCGCACCGUCGACCACCCCUCGCCCGCCACCAAGCCCGAGAACCGGCCCAAGGACUACUCGUCGGGCGGCGUCGGGCCGGAUGUCGAGAUCCUCGGCGCGCCGAUUGCCUUUAUCCACCACGGCGAGGAGCAGGCGCCUGCAGGGGCGGGCAUCUUCUCCGUCGGACCGUGCCUGCUGCGCCCGCAGAGCGUGGGUACGAUUACGCUCAAGACGGACGAUCCGUUUGAUCACCCCCUCAUCGACCCCAAGUACUUUAGCGACGAGGGCGACAACGACCGCAAGGUGAUGCUCGCGGCGCUGCGGCUGGCCAUCAAGAUUGCCAACAGCGCGCACUGGAAGGAGUUUGUCGAGCCCAUUGCGCGCAACGACAGCCCGGGCCAUCUGUGGUGGCCCUCGUCGAGCAGCGACCCGGACAGCAUCAGCGACGAGCAGCUGCUGGCCUUUAUGAAGGAAAAGGCCUUUACGCUCUACCACCCAGUCGGCACGGCGCGCAUGGGGCCCGUCGAGGCUGGUAAUAGUGUCGUCGACCUCGAGUGCCGCGUCCACGGCGUCGGCCGGCUGCGCGUCGUCGAUGCCAGCGUCUUCCCGGAGCAAAUCAGCGGACACCCGACGGCGGUGAUUGGUGCCAUUGCGUACAAGAUGAGCGACGUCAUCAAGAAGACGUUUACGCCGGCCGGACCGCCCCUGGCCAACUUGUAA
Cordyceps militaris CM01 is the source of this 1887-nucleotide messenger RNA. Its product is annotated as glucose dehydrogenase, putative. The record is from RefSeq and is a predicted model, not a curated record. Gene Ontology annotation, molecular function: oxidoreductase activity, acting on CH-OH group of donors; flavin adenine dinucleotide binding. NCBI's taxonomy places the organism in Eukaryota, Fungi, Ascomycota, Sordariomycetes, Hypocreales, Cordycipitaceae. The transcript has 3 exons. The coding region runs from base 1 to 1887 and encodes 628 amino acids.